Messenger RNA from Dioscorea cayenensis subsp. rotundata (Guinea yam), 2735 nucleotides. RefSeq lists its product as uncharacterized. The record is from RefSeq and is a predicted model, not a curated record. NCBI's taxonomy places the organism in Eukaryota, Viridiplantae, Streptophyta, Magnoliopsida, Dioscoreales, Dioscoreaceae. The transcript is spliced from 2 exons. Bases 51 to 1079 code for a protein of 342 amino acids.
UACAGUUGAAACGGAGAGAGAGAGAGAGAAAGAGAAAGGCAUCGUUCUUCAUGAGAAGCAGAUCGCAGAGAUCAACCAAAUUGCGUCCCAGCAUCACCGCCAUCCUUUUCCUUGCUUUCAUUAUCACUACCUUCGUUCUGCUCUUUCGCAAGAGCUCACUGAAACCCAGCUCCCAAUUCAACCUCGGAAGACCUCCAUUGAAGGAUCUUCACAACUCUGUCAAGCUCCAACCUUUGGUGGAGUCCAUCAAUGGCACUGAUUUGAUAUGGCAAGUGCCGGAAUCGCCCAAAGCUGCGAUUUUUAUCGCUCAUGGAUGUAAUGGCCGAGCUGCUAACUUCUGGGAUCGAUCUCCUGAGUGCCCUAACUGCGUCGGUUUACCUGAGGAGAGGCUCAUUGUUCUUCAGGCUCUGGAGAGGAAGUUCGCGGUGUUGACCGUGUCUAGUUUGGGGAAAUGUUGGUCUUUUGGGAAGGAGAAGGAUAGUGUGAGAUGGAUCGUCAAAUGGUGGAUUGAAAAGCAUAGGCUUGAGAAGCUUCCUGUUGUUGCUCUCGGAGCCUCCUCUGGUGGGUACUUUGUGUCUGCUCUUGCGGGCGAGAUGAAGUUUAGUGGCAUUGUGAUUAUGAUUGCAGAAGGGGUGUUUGAUAGAAUGCCUGUCUCACCAGGGUACCCACCAACAAUGUUUGUUCAUAUGCCUAAGGACCGGGUUAGGAUGAAUUUGAUAGGGAAAUAUAUGGAGGAUUUGAGAAAAAAGGGUGUUCAAGUUAGUGAAGUCAGGUGCUUGGAGUUUCCAUUGACACCAAGUCUUUUGUUUGAUCGGAUUCCAGGGUUGGAUGAGAGUUUGUCUGUGAAGUUGUUUGAGUUGUUUCGUGAGAAAGGAUUCAUCAAUGAGGAGGGUUAUAUGAUAAAGGAUGGACGGGCAACUGGUUGGAAGCAAGCUCUCAAGGAAAGGGAUGCCUCAAUGGUGAAGUUUGAAUUGCUUGAUCACAUUCAGGAGGAAUUGAAUCUUGCGUUUGCCUAUCAUGAGAUGACCAGUUUGCAGGCGGAUGGCAUGUUUAAUUGGUUUGAAUCACAUAUGACUUGAUGAAAGAUCUAAUUAGCAUCUAAUGGGCAGACUAAACAGUACAUUUACUUUGAUUUAUAUAAAGUUGAAAGAUUUAGCCUUUACCUUCAAUUGUGAAACAUGUGAAUUAGACUGUGUUUUAAUCCAAUUACUCGAUUUCUGAAGAGGAAGAGAAAAUUUUCCUGUUAAUUUUGUCAAAUUCCUAUUCCGUGCUGUUGAAAGCCUUGGUCAGGUAUGCAACUAGUUUCUCAGAUGUAUGUCUUUGUGUUCCAUGGUUGAUCAAUUAGCAAGCACUACACAAAUUAUUGCUUCCUGAUUAUGAUCAUUGUGAACGUCAUAUGUAUUACAUAAUAUAAAUGUUCUCGUACCAUCUUAGGCUGUUCUGAUGAUAGCUCAUGACAACUAAAGACUUGCACAUUGAUUUGUUUGUGAAUCCUAUUAUGCUAUUGUGCAUUGUAUGUCAUUAAAAUCUUGGGCAUAUCUAUAUGCUGAUGGGAGAAUUUGUUGGUUGAAUUAUGAAUUUAAGGUGAAAACAAUGAUAGCUUGAGGCAUUUUGUCACUGUCCUCAAGGAUAAUUUGCUGAGAACACGAACGAUAAAAUUAGCAGGGCGUAACCUCCAGGAUCAACAAGCUCUUUUAUGUAAAUAGGAUACAAAAAUCAGCAGAGAAAUGAACACAACAGUGAGAAGAAAGACUGAAGUAGUUGAAGAGAAGUGGAUUUUUUUAGUCUGUUUCUAUACCUGGAUGUUUAGUGUUGUCAUAUGUAUAAUACUAACGGGUAGUUUCCGAAAACUAGCAAGUAACAUUCACAAAAGAGGUUGUUAGAAUAACAAUAGGGAUACACAAGUAGCAGAGGAAAAAUAGGUAGACUCUUUAAGUUUUACCAGGUGAAUAUUGGACUAGUUCCUUUUGAAAUAUCUUUAAUUGUUACAAGCUUUACAUGGUUAACUAUGAAUCUAUAAAUACCGAGAGAAGUAUAAUGCUGAACAGACGUCAACUGACCUGUUUGAAAUGAAAUUCCGUCAUGCCUCUGCUGUCUUUAAACUUUGCCCUUCCAUAAAAGUUUUCUGUGUAAACAUGUAGAUAAUCUAGGGAAUGACCAUUUGCAAACACUUGUUGAAUUGUGGCUUCUUUUCUUUCAGUCUUUAAGAAUGUCCCUAGGCAUUGAUUUUCUUGCUUCCUGAUUGUCAUAAAAAAAUUUACAAGUUGGGGAAAAUCAUUCAGGCAAGUUGACUUUCAGAAAAUUAGAGCAAUAAUCAAAAGUGGCAUCAGCUUCCUUCUUAGCUCCCAAUUAUCAUGAAAGACAUAACCAUUUACCAAAAUCCGAUAUUGAAGGCGUGCAUAAAACUAGCUCAGCACAUGUCAGUGUUACCUAUGACAAAAUAUUUGAGCAAACUGGCAUAUACCACAUUUUUCAUGCUGCCAUAUGCUUAUCAGUAUUGUUAAUAAACUAACCAAAAUAACUCUUUAAUUCUUAUUUUGUAGGUUCUGUAAGAUGUUUAGUGGCCGUGAACCCAUUCAAUUUUGUGACAUGAGAGAAUCUGAGAAUGAGUGAACGAAAACAUGUAUGUAAUCCAAAGUCAGUAUUCCAUUGACUGUCUCAAUCACAAUGGUAGCAUUUGAACAAGCUUAACUUUAAGAAAGUGAAUGAUGCCGAUAUUUCCUUUGUUCGGUCAA